Pisolithus orientalis is the source of this 591-nucleotide messenger RNA. RefSeq lists its product as uncharacterized. Bases 1 to 591 code for a protein of 196 amino acids. The transcript has 5 exons. The record is from RefSeq and is a predicted model, not a curated record. NCBI's taxonomy places the organism in Eukaryota, Fungi, Basidiomycota, Agaricomycetes, Boletales, Pisolithaceae.
AUGCCAGUGGCAGAGGCUGACAGCAGUGGAGUGAGGAUGUGUGCGAAGCAGGAUUUGGAUGGGAGACCAGAACACUCAGCAGGUAUGAAGGAAUGCAACUGGAACUUAAAUGUGCUGCAAUAUUAUCUAAUGGGGAACAAAGUUGUAGGGUCUGAUUCUGACGAUGAAUCCAAUCUCUGUCAAAUUCCACCAACAUUACUAUCAAACAGAAAUGAUGGUACAGGCACGGGCAUGGUGGAUGAAGACACUGCAGAGGCAGUAUCAUUGCCAGAUUCCCAGUGGUGGAUUGCCAGAUGCCAAGUGGCUGAGGGUAACACCUGCCAGCCAAUUGCCAUCAGCAAGGAACCAUCAAAUGCCUUGCAGCAGGUUGAGGGCAGCAUCACAAGCCCUGUGCAACCUGUGCCUGAUGCCUGCUGCAUUGAUUUGCCUGAUUCAGUCCAUCUGGCAGAUCCUUUGGCAGUGCCAACAACUAUCAGGAGAGACCAUAAACAGGAAGAUUCAAAGUGCAAGUUGCCCAUUCCAUUGAUGAUACCCAUGCACUGGACCAGCAUAGACAAUAUGAGGGGUGUGGAAGGCACCAAAGCAGCCUGA